This is a messenger RNA of Thrips palmi, 4587 nucleotides long. It is a transcript of the gene Syt14, whose product is annotated as synaptotagmin-16. The record is from RefSeq and is a predicted model, not a curated record. The coding region runs from base 1 to 1671 and encodes 556 amino acids. The transcript is spliced from 8 exons. Lineage: Eukaryota; Metazoa; Arthropoda; Insecta; Thysanoptera; Thripidae.
AUGCCAGUGGAGACGGCCUACACUAAUGUGCCGGUCGUCGUGGGGGUGGCCGGCGUGCUGGCCGUCAUCGCGGCCGUCAUCCUGUACCUGAACAAGCGCUGGUGCCUGACGGGCAUCAACAGCCUCAACUGCUGCGACGACGCCUGGGGCAUCCGCCUGGCGCCGCGGCCCAGGAAGACCGACCUUGCCGCGCACACCGCGCACACGGCGCACAGCGCGCCCGCCGUGCACGGCGACCCCAUGUCCAUGGCGGAGAGGGGCCUCGGGCCCAACCCCUCCUGCAACGCGUCCACCACCUCGGCGUCCACGACCUGCAGCGAGGAGGAGAAGAUGCUGCGGCACCGCGAGGGCCGCGGCGACAAGACCGGCGGCCAGCAGCGCGAGCAGCCCGACGGCAGCCACCCGUCACCCGUGGCCAACUUCGCGGGCGUGGCGAACGGCAACGGCGCCAUCUGGCCCGGGUACCCGCCGAGGUACGCGCACCGCACCAUGGAGCCGCCGCUGGAGGUGCCGGAGCCGCGGUGUCCGCCGUGCCUCAAGGACCAGUGCGACAACCAGGACUGCAUCGUGAUGAUGCACCAGGACGACGGCGGCGUCUCGGACAUCCAGAGCGUGGAGAGCACGGGCACGACGGGCGCCGUGGUCAUGGGCGGCAGGAUGUCGGGGCGCUGCGGCAUCUCGGCCGCGGCGGCCCCCUUCUGCGCGUGCGGCCAGCUGGAGGUGUCCUUCGCCUACGACGCGCCCAUGCGCAACAUGACCAUCCACCUGAUGCAGGCGCGGGACAUCCCCGCCAGGGACCGCGGCGGCGCCUCCCACACGCAGGUACGCAUCGUGCUGCUCCCGACCAAGAAGCAGAGGUUGAAGAGCAAGGUGCGGCACGGCGAGAAUCCCCAGUUCAUGGAGAGCAUCCUGUUCAACCGCAUCAACCCCGAGGACGUGAACAGCAUGGGCGUGCGCUUCCGCCUGUACGGUUGCGGCCGCAUGCGCCGGGAGCGCUUCAUCGGGGAGAGCAUCGUCAGCUUCUCGGCCAUCAACCUCGAGUCCGAGACCAACGUGUGGCUCAACCUGGAGCCGCGCGCCAACAUGGCGCUCAAGACGUCGGCGUCCGACCUGCUGUCGCUGGCGCGCAGCGACUCGACGGGCUCCAGCCAGUCCAUGCAGAUGCAGCUGCAGCACGGCGGCGUGCCCGAGCUGCUGGUGGGGCUGUCCUACAACGGCACGACGGGCCGCCUGUCCGUGGAGCUGGUCAAGGGCAGCCACUUCCGCAACAUGACGACGGCCUCCCUGGCGGCGUCGCUGUCCAGGCCCGCGGCGCUCUCGGGCCUGCCGGGGCUGUCGGGCCGCCCCAUCGCCCCCGACACCUACGUCACCCUCAGGCUGGCCUCCAGCUCCGGCCAGGAGAUCGGCAAGGCCAGGUCGUCGGUGCGCCGCGGCCAGCCCAACCCACUGUUCAAGGAGACCUAUGUCUUCCAGGUGCCGCUGUUCCAGCUGCCCGACGUGACGCUGCUCGUGUCGGUGUACAACAAGCGCAGCAUGAAGAAGAAGGAGGCCAUCGGCUGGUUCGCGCUGGGCGCCAAGUCGUCGGGCGAGGAGGAGGCCAAGCACUGGAACGACAUGUGCGAGGUGCGCGGCGAGCAGAUCCUGCGCUGGCACGUCCUGCUGGACACGUGAGCCUAGCGGAGAGACGGACGCGGACCAAUAGCCGUCCAGCCUGGGAAGCGCGCGCCGCCCCUCGCGGCCCCGAGUCGCACGUCGUAGGGCGACAAAGGGAAUUUUGUUUAGUUGUUGUUGUUUCUGAUAUUUCUGUUUGAAAAAGCCAAGGUAAGUGAGUCGGGACGGGGAGGCUCCUUUCGGGGUUUUCAUCGACCUCGUCCGGAUGCCCCUCGCCGCAGUGGUCCUUGGUGAAUCAGAGCGCACAGUUCGUGACUUGACUGGAAUUACUUGUGUUGAUUAUUAUAUUUUACAUCGGAGCUGAGUUGUAAUGUGAUCAUGGAACAUUUUGUAAAUAUUGGCCAAAUAGCUAUGCCCUCAGGGUGUUUCCUUUUAUCAGUUUUGUUGAAAUAGAAGGAAAUUUGAUGGUGUUCAAGUAAAGCUGUGGUGGUGUGCACAAAUCGAUCCAGCAUGAGGCUCGAAUACGAUGUAAGCAUGUAUGAAUUUCGGAUGGCACUGAGAUAUUACAAGUUGUCUAUCAUCUUAUUAAUCUCAAUUCUGCCCCGAGUAUUUUUUAAGGGGCGUGAUACUAUUUGUAUUUUGUAUUAGCUACUUUCAUCAUAUUAAUUACUGGAUAAGUAAUAACUUUUUUCUAAAAACUAGAUGUGUUCUCUACUGUUUGUGAUUAGUAAUGCAGCACUGUUGACCAAUAUGAGCUGUAUGUCUUCAGGACUUUAUAUUUUGUGUUAUGGAGUAAGUAGAUACCACCUUCACUUCUUAAGAAUGCUGGUGUUUUGGCUUAGUGCAUCAUGCAUCAAUGUCUGUUAAUCAAAUGGAUGUAAGAUUGUCUAAGAGUUUUUGUAUUUUCUUUCACUCUAUUUUCAUUCAAUGGUGUUCCUGUGUGUACAUGCAUGAGUGUUAGCUUAGUUGCCUCAGUAAGAUUCAAAAAAAUGUAUGAGUGCCACUGUGACUUUGCACAACAGUUGAAGCUAUGCCACAAAAUCAGGUUUUCACCAGGGCCUAAGUAUCAAGUCAUAGUUAUUUGAUUAAUUUAAAAAUAUGAUAGUUCAAAACCAUUUAUAAAGAAAAUUUUAUUUCAUUUCUGUAAGAAACCUGAGGUCAUAAUGAAAUUAUAAGUGAGAAGUCAAGAUGACUAACAUUUGGCAGUAUUAUGUGACUGAUUCAUGAUUAAGUUUGUCUCUGAGGAGACUCACUGAUCGAAUUUAUAUUCUGCUUAAGUCAGAUCUGGACCAGGAAUGUGUAUCAAGGAAAAUACUAUUACACAAUGCAUGAUAAAUCUUAAUCAUUCAGUAUUGAUGUUUUAUUGAAUAUUGGUUAAAAAAAAGAACAUUUGACAUAUCAAUCAACAAAUUACCGAGCCAAAAGAUGAGAGCGGAUUGCUCUCGAACACAGGACAUUACCAGAUCAUAUUUCUAGGGGAUACACAAAGUUGCAACUAUCUAUCAGUUGUGGUAAGGAAUGAGAGAUGCAUCUUGAAGCUUUAAAUUUUGUAGGGCAACCUUACAAAUGCUGUGUUUACCUAGUGAUAAUUAAGAAGCAAUGGACAUCACAGAGACCUCAAAAUUGUUCUGCAACUUAUUACCAUACUAUUUUAAACCUUAUUAAUGCAAGCAUGCGACAUAUUAAAAUACUCUGAAUUGUACUUAUAAUUGGCAGAGCCUUCAGAAUGUUUCUAAAAGCAGUACACUCAAUAUUACACAGCCAAUGUAGGGAACUCUUGAAAUGAAAUUCUCUCUGCCAAUUAUAAUGCAAGACUGCAGUAAUUUCAGUUGUAUAUUCAAUUUCCCCUUCCAAAGUUUCAAGAUUACAUUUAAUCUUAAUCUGUAUUGUUUAGCGUGCAAUCGAAGAAGACUUUAUUCUUGUGAUUUUUCUACAAGUAUGUUACAUUAAGUAUGUAUAUUUGUAAUUCAGAAUUAAGGUAAAAUAAACCUCUAGAGGUUUAAACAAAAAAAAAGUUCACACAAGUAACGUGACAGACAUGUUUCAAACUAAAUUCUCCAAGACAAAUUGAAAAAUUUGAAAGAUAUUGUGACCCAGUUGAUCUCAUUACAAACGAAACCAGCUAGAAAAUUUGAUCUAAUUUUUAAAAAGAGAACUUGACCUAUGUUAGAAACAGAAUCCUUAUCAAGCAUACACAAUAAUCUGACUGGUGCAAUGGAAUAGGGUUGUCUCAACUUGGGCAAGACAUCUGAAGCAAAUUCAUUUCUUCCUCAUUCUCCGUAGCAAAAGAAAAGGUUGAAGAUGAAGUCAUGUGCGUUUUUCCCACAAAUAUACAGAGUUUUUGACUAUUGUCCACCUAAAAAUUUACAUUACUUCUACUUCUUCCAACAUGUGUAAAUAGGGUUCAAAAAGAGACACAAUAACCCCUCAAAUCAAUCCAAUAUUUGCUGCUGACCUAAUGUACAGCUCAUUUAUGUGUACAUGCCAAUUUCCUCAUUAAAAUAUGUACAUAAGUAGGAAAAUUUGUUGUCUUAUCUACUUUCUAUAUUUCAGCAUGGAGGAGAAUAAGAGGGGGAACCGCAAUCAAACUGGAAAAAUGAUAAAAUGAUGGGUGUGAGGGAUUGUUAUUGAUGUAUAAUGUAUUUCCAAUCACUUUUUUACUGAUACACACAUGUAUUUAUAAAAAAAUACAAGCAUGCUUUAAAGGGGUUACUGCAACCAUGAGAUAAUUAUCUCAUGCUGCAACCCUACUUAACACAAAAAAAUAAGAAAAACAAACAAGAUGCGAGGAUUAUGAGGCAGGCCAAACUUUCCUUUGCUUUCUAAAAACUGUAUGAGGCACAUAUGGGAUUGUAAAACUACAUAAUGUGUGAACCUAAGAUGACUACGGCCCAAAGGAAAAAUAAAUGUGUGACCACUGCUGUAAAGUUGUAAAGAAAAUCUUUGUGCUAAAAUUAAUAAAAAAAAUUAUUAUGA